AUGCUGGAGGGAGGAGGAACAGCAGGUGCUGUGUCCAAAAUCACACUUCCCGAGGCUUGUCCUCAGGCUCGAGUGGGUGAUGUGAGCUUGGGGACCCCUGGGUGGGGGCUUGCAGUACCCGGUGCGCUGGAGCAGCACAUCAGUGGCUUUCCCAGCUGGGAGCUGUGGAGGGCACCUUGCUGCCAGCCGCCAGCUGCAGCCAGCGGGUGCGUGACCACGGUCCUGUCCCCACGUCCUUGGCGUCUUCCUGGCUGGUUCGGCGGGGCUGAGCGCUGCCGUGUGUGCGCCCUCUGUGACAGGGAGGCCUCUGCCUCCCAUGGCCACCGAUGGGGCAGCUUCCAGGGCAGGAAGGAGUUCCAGGCUGGGCCAAGCACCAAGAGGGGACUGGUGCGGCGCUGCCCGGACGGUCUUUCCCGCGGGCACGCCUACCGGGCCCCCCGUGCGGCCCAGAGAGGGCGGAGCCCCCCGCGGCCGCUGUUGUCAGAGCAACGGCAGCGGCGUUGGCAACGGUACCCCCGCGACGCCUCCGGCCGCCCCGCAGCCAUGGCCAGCCGCGGCCCGCCCCAGCCCAACCAGUACGGCGGGGCGGCGAGGGCCACCCUCGGGCAGAGCCCCUUCGCCUCCAGCCCGCACCAACUGCCCCGGGGCCGCCCCCCUCUGAACCGGUGGAGGGCAGAGGAGAGCAGGGAGAAGAGGGGGAUAGUGCCCGAGGACGGCCCCGGCCCCUUCGCCAUCGUGGGGCGCCACUACCCUCUCUACCCCCGGCUGCCGGGUCGUGAUUGCUCUGACCAUGCUGUUGAGACCGUGGCCCCGUGGAGCAGGGACACGGAGCGGAGGUUCCCAGUGAGCCAUCAGCUGGGCCACCAGAGUGAUGGUCCCUACAAACCGGUCAAACGAGCCCUGCUGGCACUGACCAUUCCCCUGGAGACACUGCAGGCAGUGAAGGGCCGCAUGCUGCAGGCCAUGCUCAAGGGGCUGAGUCGCCAGACUCAUGAACAGGCCAAUGUGCGGAUGCUGCCCACCUACAUCUGUUCCACACCUGAUGGCACUGAGAAGGGUGACUUCCUAGUGGUGGAGCUGUGCCAGAGCCAUGUCCGGAUCCUGUGGGUGAACCUCCCAGGCAAUGGAAACAAGAGCAUCCAAGAGAUAUACAGGACCUUCAACAUGCCAGAGGACAUCAUGAAAGACACAGGGGAAGCGCUCUUUGACUUCAUUGCGGAAUGUGUGCAGCAAUUCUUGUCUGGCAUUGGCAGCACCCAGCAGAGCUUUUCCUUGGGCUUCAUCUUCCCUUUCAGAUGCAGGCAGGCACAGCUGGACAAAGCCGAACUCAUCUCCUGGGCCAAGGAAUUCAGCUGCAGUGGUGUGGAGGGGAAGGAUGUUGUGCAGUUGCUGCAGACAGCCAUCAACAAGCAGGAGCUCUACCAUGUGAAUGUCAUUGCCCUUAUGAAUAACACUGUGGGCACCAUGAUGACCUGCAGCUUGGAGGGGAAACCCUGUGAGGUUGCCUUGGUUGCAGACAAAGGCACCAACUGCUGCUUUAUGGCUGAGGCACGGCUGGUAGAGAUGGUGGAGGAGACCAGUGGGCAGAUGUGUAUCAACACCGAGUGGGGCUGCUUUGGGGAUGAUGGCACCCUAAGUGACAUACUGACCCCAUACGACGAGAAAGUGGACCAGGAAUCCUCCAGCCCUGGGGAGAAGAGGUUUGAAAAGAUGGUGGGCAGCUUGUACCUGGGAGAGAUCAUCCGGCACGUGCUGAUCUCCCUGGCUGCUGAGAAAGAGCUCUUCAUUGGAAGCAAUGUUGUUGUCCUGAGGACCAAGGGUGUGUUCAAGAUCCAGCAGAUCCUAGAGAUCAUUGAAAGUGAGCAAGGCACGGCCGAGGCAAAGGCAGCUCUGGAGGCUCUAGGGCUGCAUCCGAGCGAGCAGGAUUGCUGCCGGGUGCAGCAGGUCUGCCGGGUGGUUGUGAGCCGCGCUGCUGCGCUCUGUGCCGCAGGGCUGUCUGCCGUCCUCAGCUACAUGUGCCAGAGCAGGAUGCUGGAGCAGCUGGCUGUCAGCGUGGCGGUGGACGGUGAACUCUACCACUACUGCAGCAGGUUCAAAGAGAUCCUGCAGAACGUGACAGAGCUGCUGGCCCCUGAAUGCAUAGUCACCCUUGUGCCUUCGGUGGAUGGGAAUGGGCGGGGGGCAGCCAUUGUCACAGCAGUGUCCUUGCGCCUGGCGGCCCAGCGCCAAGGGGUGAACCAGCUGUUGGCCCCGCUUCGGCUUAGCCGUGCCGACCUGGAGCGUGUCCAGGCGCUGAUGAGGCAGGAGAUGGAGCUAGGGCUGGACCAGGAGACCAAUGCCACUGCCUCGGUUCGCAUGCUGCCCACCUACGUCCGUGGCACGCCCAAUGGCACUGAGCGAGGUGAAUUCCUGGCACUGGACCUGGGGGGGACCAAUUUCCGGGUACUGGUGGUGCACGUGUCAGAGGAUGGCAUCCGCAUGGCCAACCAGAUCUAUGUCAUCCCAACUGCUAUCAUGCAGGGCACCGGAGAGGCGCUCUUUGACCACAUCAUCGAGUGUAUCAUGGAUUUCCAGCAGAAACAGGGCCUGAUGGAGCAGGUUUUACCACUCGGCUUCACCUUCUCCUUUCCCUGCCAGCAGAUGGGCCUGGAUAAGGCAGUGCUGCUGAACUGGACCAAAGGCUUCAGCGCCUCAGGCUGUGUGGGCCAGGAUGUGGUCCAGCUGCUGAGGGAGGCAGCCCAGCGCAAACAGCACUUAGGGCUGGAGGUGGUGGCUGUGGUCAAUGACACAGUGGGAACGAUGAUGUCCUGUGGCUAUGACGACCCCAAAUGUGAAAUUGGCCUCAUUGUGGGGACAGGGACCAAUGCCUGCUACAUGGAGGAGAUGUGUAACGUGGGUACCGUGGAGGGGGACCAGGGCCGCAUGUGCAUCAACAUGGAGUGGGGAGCCUUUGGGGACAACGGCUGCCUGGAUGACUUCUUCACUCACUUCGACCAGCUAGUAGAUGAGAAAACCAUCAAUGUGGGCAAGCAGAGGUUUGAGAAGCUCAUCAGCGGCAUGUACCUGGGUGAGAUUGUGCGCCACAUCCUGCUGGCACUGGUGGAGAAACAGCUCCUGUUCCGUGGCAAGCCCUGCCCCAAGCUCCAGACCAAGGACAUCUUUCAGACUAAGUUUCUCUCCACUAUUGAGACGGAUGGGCUGGCCCUGAAGCAGUUACAGACCAUCCUGCAGGACUUGGAGCUCGAAGCCAGUUCUGAGGACAGCAUGGUUGUGCGGGAGGUCUGCCAGACUGUGUCCCUGCGGGCAGCCCAGCUCUGCGCUGCCAGCCUGGCUGCCGUGGUGGAGAAGAUGCGGGAGAGCCGGGGCCUGGCCCAGCUGGCUGUCACCGUUGGGGUGGACGGCACCUUGUACAAGAUGCACCCACACUUCUCCCACCACCUUCAGGAGACGCUGCGGGACCUGGCGCCCAACUGCACCGUCACCUUCCUGCUGUCCGAGGAUGGCUCGGGGAAAGGGGCUGCACUUGUGGCAGCCGUGGCUUGCCACGGGGCUGAGCCCAAGGGAGGGCCACCACUGUCACCCUAA
Indicator indicator is the source of this 3585-nucleotide messenger RNA. RefSeq names its product hexokinase 3 (gene HK3). The record is from RefSeq and is a predicted model, not a curated record. The transcript is spliced from 21 exons. Gene Ontology annotation, molecular function: ATP binding; mannokinase activity; glucokinase activity. NCBI's taxonomy places the organism in Eukaryota, Metazoa, Chordata, Aves, Piciformes, Indicatoridae. Gene Ontology annotation, cellular component: mitochondrion; cytosol. Gene Ontology annotation, biological process: intracellular glucose homeostasis; glycolytic process; glucose 6-phosphate metabolic process. Bases 1 to 3585 code for a protein of 1194 amino acids.